Molecule: messenger RNA, 789 nt
Organism: Trametes versicolor FP-101664 SS1
Lineage: Eukaryota; Fungi; Basidiomycota; Agaricomycetes; Polyporales; Polyporaceae
Exons: 3
Coding region: 501-671 (56 amino acids)
Source: RefSeq, a predicted model, not a curated record
GGCCAGCCUCGAUCGUACAGAAUCUUUCCACCAAUUUGUGGCACCUUCCCUCUCAAGGACGACAUCAGCGGUGUGGAAUAGACGGCAGGCCUGGGCAAGGGGCAAUGAGACGAAGCCAAGAUGAGAGGGCAGCGUGUCUUAGGCAGGGUAGGGACUGGGUCGUUGCUGAGUCGCCGUGGUAUGUCGCCCUCGCAACUUUGAAUUGCUAAUACUUUCCUCGGUGCACCCCGUAUGCUGCGCAAGACUCGUUCCCCACGCACACGUGUUAUUUUCUACAGGGUUUUCUGCUUGUUUUUCUGCUUCUUAUGCCGGACUAUGCGUCUCGCGAGGGUGCUCGAGGCUCGUACUGCAGCUUGCCCGUGAAAGCGUGUUGGUCGCGAUUGCGAGAGUGCAUCGGUCUCGAUCGAAAGAGCGCGUCGGUCACGAUUGCAAGAACGUGUCGGUUGCGAUUGCAAGAGUGCAUAGGUCACGGCCGUGCACGCCUGCACUCUGCGUCGUCCAUGGGCCGCGUACCUUACGCCUCGGCCAAGUCACGACACCAGGGAGGCACGCGCUCGUCGUCCCUAGCGUCCACAUCCCUCGUCGUGUUCUCCGUGUCCGCGCCUGUCGCCAUUGUGUCGCUGUCGCGUGUCCUCCGGCGAACCGCGACAAAGAUGGCACUGUCGACGUGAUUGGGCGUGCAGGUCCGGCAUGGCCGUCUGGCGUCAGGGUGCAGAGGUCGCAGGGUGUACGCAGAUGGUAGAGUGUCAGGAGCUCGGGGAUGUCACCGCCCCUCCGCCCCUCCGCUCA